Sebastes umbrosus (honeycomb rockfish) is the source of this 3055-nucleotide messenger RNA. RefSeq names its product arylsulfatase B-like. The coding region runs from base 255 to 1787 and encodes 510 amino acids. The transcript has 8 exons. The record is from RefSeq and is a predicted model, not a curated record. Lineage: Eukaryota; Metazoa; Chordata; Actinopteri; Perciformes; Sebastidae.
GCUGAACACGGAAGUGACAGCUAGUGAUACAUGUAGUGACAGCUAUACGGGCGUUUUUAACUCGUUUUAACUUUAAUAAUUCAGUGAUUUAUGUUUGAUUUCAUUACAGUGAAGGAACACAGAUCGGACCAGCAGCUACCUGAGCUUUUUAUCUGCUAUAUUAGUCUUUCUUCUGCUGUUAAACAACCUAACAGACGUCCUAGUUUACUUUGUAACAUCCUAGUUGGAGUUCAUAACAGAGAAAGCAGCUAAAGAUGGGUUCCUCUCUGAUCUCAGCUGUGUUUCUAGUGAACUUCUCUGUGGUUUUAGCCUCUAAACAGCCCAACAUCGUGUUCAUCCUGGCAGAUGACUUCGGUUGGUAUGAUGUCGGUUAUCACAGCUCAGAGAUCAGAACCCCAAACCUGGACAAGCUGUCAGCAGCAGGAGUCCGCCUGGAGAACUACUAUGUUCAGCCUCUGUGUACCCCCUCCAGGACCCAGCUGAUGACCGGCAGAUACCAGAUCCACACAGGCAUGCAGCACGAGAUCAUCUGGCCCUGUCAGCCGAACUGUGUUCCUCUGGAUGAGAAGAUGCUGCCCCAGCUGAUGAAGGAGGCGGGGUACGCCACACACAUGGUGGGCAAGUGGCACCUGGGCAUGUACAAGAAGGACUGCCUGCCCACACGCCGCGGCUUUGACUCCUACUUUGGCUACCUGUUGGGCAGCGAGGAUUACUUCACUCAUACCCGCUGUUAUGACAUCUCUGCUGGUGCCAACCGCUGUGCUUUGGACCUGCGGGACGGAGAAGAGGUCGCCACCGGAUACAAAGGAGCUUAUUCCACUGAGCUGUUCAGCCAGAAGGCCACCAGCGUCAUCGAGAAACACAACCCUAACAAGCCUCUCUUCCUCUACGUGGCGAUGCAAGCGGUCCACUCACCGCUGCAGGUGCCCGAGCGCUACGUGGCCCCGUACAGCUUCAUCAAAGACCACGAUCGCAGGCAGUUUGCCGGCAUGGCGUCGGCCAUGGACGAGGCCGUGGGCAACAUCACGUCGUCUCUGCAGCAGGCGGGACUCUGGGACAACACCGUCCUGGUCUUCUCAACAGAUAACGGAGGUCAGACAAUGUGCGGUGGCAGCAACUGGCCGCUGCGAGGGAGGAAGUGGUCGCUGUGGGAAGGAGGGGUCCGGGGAGUCGGAUUCGUCGCCAGCCCGCUGCUGAAGAAACCCGGUACCGUCAGCCGCGAACUCAUGCACGUCUCCGAUUGGCUGCCAACAUUUGUUGGCCUGGCGGGAGGGAGCACCAACGGCACGAAGCCACUGGACGGAUUCAACAUGUGGAACGCCAUCAGCAAAGGCUUUGCCUCACCCAGAGUGGAGCUGCUGCACAACAUUGACCCUCGGUAUGAUGACCGCGGUGCAUGUCCUGGCGCCGGGCGCAAGUUAACUUUGGCUCAGAUGGUCAGCGGAGACUCCUGGCCCAACUCUGGCUUCAAUGUGUCCAUUCACGCCGCCAUUCGAUCCUCAAACUGGAAGCUGCUGACUGGCUACCCGGGUUGUCCCACUUGGUUCCCGCGGCCCGGCCAAAACACCUCUGAGUCGAGGAUGGAUCCUCUGAAGUCUGUGAUGCUGUUCAACAUAGAAAAGGACCCAGAGGAGAGGGAUGAACUAUCCGCUCUCUUCCCCACAGUAGUGGAGUAUCUCCUCGGGAGGCUCCAGCAGUACCAGAAAUCUGCUGUGCCAAUAAUCUUCCCAGAUGAAGACCCCAGAUGUGACCCGGGCCCCGAUGGAGCCUGGGGACCCUGGGCUUAGACGGCAAUGACAUGAUGAAGGUGGUAGCACCUUGUUUACUGUGAAUUACAUCAGCAGGAAUCUAUUCUGGAGAUUUUUUUACUCUAUGAUGAUCAGAUUUUAAUACACAUUCAACAAACAAUAAUUUCAAACAGUCUAACCUCAAUUAUGCAGCUUUUUCGCUUAUAUUUUAUCAUGUGACCAACUUGAUUCUUUACUUUUCCAGUGACCAGUGGAGUUAUUAACGGACUGAUGCUGCCGUUAUUAUUGAUCUGGGUGUCCCAGCUCUGAGAGGCUUAUUGAAGUGAUUGCGUAAACGCUGUCAGCUACACAUGUUGCUGAUUUGUAAAGACUAUACCUCCCUGCUGUUUCAGGUAUUUGCACUUCAUUUAUCUACUGUUGAGAAGCUGCAGGCGACAUGGAUAUGUCAAAAUAUUCCACCAACCAAACGUCAGAUAGAUGGAGGGAUGGAUAAAACUGUUAAAACUACGGUUGACAUAACAACUGCUAACAGGUCAGGGUAUCUUUUAGUUUGUUCAGGGUGAGGAUCGUUGAGGGAGUACAUUUUUUUUCUGGGCCAGUGGGACUUUGUAGCAUCCUGGAGGAUUGGUGGAGGGGAUGAAAGGAGUCCUGCUUGAUCAGAGUGGCUUUCCUGAUCAAUAACCAGGUCUACAGUUUGAGGGCAUUGUACCAGGAUGAAAUGUUCAAGUGACCUGUAAACCAGGAUUAAAAUGUCCCUUCUUGUGCACUGUGUGCUGGGAAAAGGACAGGGAUGUGUCUCCGUCCCAAGGUAUUUAAAUAACAGUGUUUGUUCUAACCUCUGGGUCUGAAAAGUGAAGCCAAUGCUGAAGUGCCUUAAACUUUCAUUCUCUCUAACAGCCAGCAGGGGGCGACUCCUCUGGUUGCUAAAAGAAGUCUGACUGUAUAGAAGUCUAUGAGAAAAUGAGUCUACUUCUGGCUAAAAGGAGAACAAAUAUUGGAUUUUAACACGACAGGUUGCCUGAAACACGACUCCAAAUGAAGGACAAUGUUGCUCUGUAUCUGCUGGAUGUGUAAAUAAUGUCACACAAUGUGUGAUUGUGUCAAUGUUGUGUUUACAUCUUGUUGCAUUGCCCCAAAUGGCCAAAAAUUUCAUAUUUCAGGUUUGAAUUUAGUUUUUAAAAUGCUUUAAAUUAACGCUGCUCUACUUUUUAAAAAUGUUGUAUUCAUUUUGCACACCAAUAUUCUUAAGUGCCUACUGGUCAAAGCUUAAGAUGUGUUACCAAAUGUAUGUGUUUUAUUAAAAAAAA